Pisolithus orientalis is the source of this 1518-nucleotide messenger RNA. RefSeq lists its product as uncharacterized. The record is from RefSeq and is a predicted model, not a curated record. Lineage: Eukaryota; Fungi; Basidiomycota; Agaricomycetes; Boletales; Pisolithaceae. The transcript has 7 exons. Bases 1 to 1518 code for a protein of 505 amino acids.
AUGAUUUAUCCAGCAUAUGGUGAUAUUUAUCCACCAACAUAUGUCUGUCUUUCUUCAGAUUGCCCCAACUAUCAGAUGGGUGUGUUAACAGACCCAAUCACAUAUCAAGCAACACAAUUCACCCUUCAGUAUGGUGUAUUGCCCAUUUAUACCACAUCAAUGUAUUGUUGCAAGUGCUUUCAAAGAUAUCAUCACAACUUCAGUGUUCACAAAAGCACCAAUACACAAACUUACUAUUAUGGAGUUCCAAGUACUAUUCAAGUGGCCACCCAUUUCUUUAUUGAUACUCCAUUGUUGGAGUUGUUUGCAAAUGCAGAAGCAUUUGGCUGGUUAUCCAGCAUGAAUUGUGCACACAUUUACAACAUUGCCUUGGCACAUUCCAAUGCCUACAUUCUCAAUAAUAGGCAUGCAUUUGCCAUGGCCCCAGAAGCAGAGCACAUGGGCAAAUCUUGGCCUUGUUCUUUGCAGAUGCAAGAUGAGAAUGUCCUCAAUGGUUUUUUCAUCUACUCUCUCCUUCUUGACAAAGCUGAAAAGCAAAGUCAACUUAUCCUUGAAAUGGAAGGUAUAUAUCCUCAUGCAUGUGACAAGUGCUUUGUUGUACUUGAUAAUGAACAUGGGCAGAAAGUCAAAAUUCAGGCUGCUGUAUGUAAUGGUAAUACAAUUGGCCAUCCAUGCUGUGCAGUACAUGACUGUAAAAUGCCCCUGUACAGUCAUUGGCUCCAAUUUUGCUCAGAUCAUCAAAAUCUUUGCAGUAUCUGUGCAGAUGAAGGAUCAAAGACAUUUCAUAUUGUGGAACACAACAAAUUGGAAGAGGCUUACUACAAGCCUGCCAAAGCAUUAUUUCAGCUUCAUGCACAGCUAACAAGAGCUGGUCUUUCAGUCCCAUCAGAUUCAGUCAUUGGUGAUGAAGGUGAAGAUGUUGGGGAGGAGUCUACAGAAUGUGUUGGGAAAUCAGACAAGGGAAAUGCCUAUUGCCUCAAAGCUAGGUUUGGUACACAAUGCACACACAAUGAGCAGCUUAUUAUGAGACCAUGUGGCAUCAUUCUUGCCUGGGCAACAUUCUAUGGCUCAGAGGCAAUAUCAGCUGUCAGUGAAUUUGCAAAGGCUGUGUUUCCAACCCCUCAGUCCACACCAGAAUAUUUCAUUUUUGAUAACAACUGCAAACUUCAUGCACACCAAGAAGCCAAGCAAGAUCACCAUUUCUCUGAUACUGCAUUGCCUGUUGAUGUCUUUCAUUUCAAUUCCAAACACAAGGAGACUGACCUCUAUUGUCAACAACAUUGCAAUCCAGCUGCAUUUCCAGAUCUCCUUGAAAAUGGAAAAUGGCACUUCAACACUUCCAUUUGUGAACAGACAAAUGUUUGGUUGGGUGGAUAUCAAGCCAUUUUACGCAAUAUGACAGUGCAUAGGUACAACUUCUAUUUGGAUGAGAUGAUCAAAAGACAAAAUCAACAUGUUAAUUCAGAGCUGAAGAAAGCAGGAAUUCAUACAUGGUUGUUACCCAUUGCUGCAUUAUAG